Populus euphratica (Euphrates poplar) is the source of this 933-nucleotide messenger RNA. RefSeq names its product ribulose bisphosphate carboxylase small chain clone 512-like. Lineage: Eukaryota; Viridiplantae; Streptophyta; Magnoliopsida; Malpighiales; Salicaceae. The transcript has 3 exons. Bases 246 to 758 code for a protein of 170 amino acids. The record is from RefSeq and is a predicted model, not a curated record.
GAAGGAAAUGGUGAUGAAAGCAAAGCUGCAGGGCUUAACAAAACUCUCCGUCUCCUUUUAAUCACUGUCUCUUCCCUGUGACGACAGCCUUAACAAUCCAUACAUCACCUCACAAACACCGAAGCAAACUUCUUUUGUCCUUUUAUCAAACUGCUUCUCUUACCAAAACCAUACUGCUGAUCAAUUUUCCCACUUCUACGACAACAUCUCUUUGCUGUUCUCCCUUAGCAAACAGUUUAAAGAAAAUGUCUGCCGGAAUCUUUGCAGCUCCUGCAGUGGUUGCUCCUGCUUAUCAUGGCUUAAGAGCACUCCCCACAAAGCAGCCGUUUGCUACCAAGAAUUCUGUUGCACGGAGCAGCAGAACUGUGUCCAAUGGCUCUAAGACUUUUUGUAUGAAGACAUGGAAUCCAAUCAACAACAAAAAGUUUGAGGCUCUGUCCUACCUGCCUCCUCUUUCUGAAGAUUCAAUUGCGAAGGAGAUUGAUUACAUGAUGAAAAAUGGAUGGAUCCCUUGCCUGGAAUUCGACGAGGUGGGAAGCGUACGCAGGGAGCACAGCAGGAUGCCAGGAUACUACGAUGGAAGGUACUGGACAUUGUGGAAGCUCCCCAUGUUUGGAUGCACCGACUCCUCUCAAGUCCUCCAAGAAAUCCAAGAGUGCAAAAAGGCAUAUCCAGAUGCUUACAUCCGUUGCCUGGCUUUCGACAACAAGCGACAGGCUCAGUGCAUGGCCUUUGUCAUUCAAAAACCUAGCAACUGAGGCCUUAGUUUGGGUCAGCCACAGUUUUCUGUAUCAAGGAACCUGGUUUUUGCUCUGCUUUCUCCACUGUUAAUCCCUCUUGUUUCUGCAAAUAAAGACGGUGGGAAGUAGGUAAGUUAGGCGGCUGGCUUGUGGAGAUACUAAAAUAAUAAUAUUUUUGUUGGACUGAUUGCUC